This is a messenger RNA of Triticum dicoccoides, 1034 nucleotides long. RefSeq names its product nuclear transcription factor Y subunit C-6-like. Lineage: Eukaryota; Viridiplantae; Streptophyta; Magnoliopsida; Poales; Poaceae. The coding region runs from base 125 to 739 and encodes 204 amino acids. Gene Ontology annotation, biological process: regulation of transcription by RNA polymerase II. The transcript has a single exon. Gene Ontology annotation, molecular function: protein heterodimerization activity; DNA-binding transcription factor activity, RNA polymerase II-specific; RNA polymerase II cis-regulatory region sequence-specific DNA binding. The record is from RefSeq and is a predicted model, not a curated record. Gene Ontology annotation, cellular component: nucleus.
AUAGUCCAGCACCAACAAGUCCAAACACCAAAGCCAGCUCCAGCUGAAAAGCAUCAUCCCCUUCCUCCUCCCCAAUCCCCAAUCCCCUUCCGCUCCCACCCACAACCCUAGCUCCCCCGAAUCCAUGGACCCAACCAAAUCCAGCACCCCACCGCCGGCCCCCGUCCUGGGCGCGCCCGUCGGCUACCCGCCGGGUGCGUACCCUCCUCCGCCGGGCGCCCCCGCGGCCGCCUACCCGCCGCAGCUCUACGCGCCGCCGGGCGCCGCCGCCGCCCAGCAGGCGGCGGCGCAGCAGCAGCAGCAGCAGCUGCAGGUGUUCUGGGCGGAGCAGUACCGCGAGAUCGAGGCCACCACCGACUUCAAGAACCACAACCUCCCGCUGGCCCGGAUCAAGAAGAUCAUGAAGGCCGACGAGGACGUGCGCAUGAUCGCCGCCGAGGCCCCCGUCGUCUUCGCCCGCGCCUGCGAGAUGUUCAUCCUCGAGCUCACCCACCGCGGCUGGGCGCACGCCGAGGAGAACAAGCGCCGCACGCUCCAGAAGUCCGACAUUGCGGCCGCCAUCGCGCGCACCGAGGUCUUCGACUUCCUCGUGGACAUCGUGCCCCGGGACGACGCCAAGGACGCCGAGGCGGCCGCCGCCGCGGCCAUGGCCACGGCGGCGGCCGGGAUCCCGCGCCCUGCCGCCGGCGUGCCCGCCACCGACCCGAGUAUGGCAUACUACUAUGUCCCUCAGCAGUAAUGUAUCAUUGCUCUAAACUUGCGCAUUUCUAAGCGGAGAAUGUGUUGUUGUUCUGUGACUGUCCCUUGAUGCUAUUGUUGCUGCGGCGUAAUAAGAUUUAUGGGCCUCCCCUGAGCUUAUGAAUUGAGCUGUUCGGAUCUAGUAUGUAUUAUGGUAGGAUUGUUGUAAUAGGGGAGGCCGUACGAUUGCUUCAGUAGUGCAUGACUAACUGGCCACCCAGUGUAAUCUGAUGACUAUUAUCCGGUGCCUCCCAUGGUUACUAUGUAUUUAUGUUCUUUGUUUUCGCCGUGCAUUA